AUGGCUUCCUCGACGCCAACCGCCGCGGGCGACCAGAGCCAUACCGAGCAGAGCAUUACAAAGAUACCCGACAUUCUUCCUCGUGAGCGCGUAUUUCCGAUUCAAAUUGGUGGCGAGCUCUUCAAGCUCUCUGGUGCCUCCCUUUCGUCCGACGCGCCCUCCUACUUUUCGCAGUACUUUCUGUGCCAGAUCAAAACAGCAGAAGAAAAUGGCCAAGACGUCGCCUCGAGCAUCCGCACCCUAUACAUUGACCGCGAUCCUGUCACUUUUGGCGACAUAGCGCUGCACUUGCAAGGCUACCACAUCAAGCCUCGCGACGGCACCCAUUUUGUGCGUCUCUUUGCUGACGCCCAAUUCUAUAAUUUGCCCAGACUCAUCUCCCAGCUGUAUGAGGAGAGCAUCUUUAUUUCGAUUGGCCACCGCGAGUUCCAGAUCCCGCGUGACGUUCUCACCGAUCCAGAAAACUCUCCCAAUUACUUUUCCCUAGGCUUCGGUAUGUCAUUCGCCCGACGCGACAUAGUUUUUCCCGGCCUCAACCGCGAAGGGUUGAUUCGGCCGCCCUCCAUUCUCCCGCCAUGUGUUCCAAACCGAAGCGCGGAUACUUUUGCGGAACUACUACGCCUACUACACGGCUACCCUGUCAACAUCCGAGACAAGGUUCAUCGUGAUGAACUGCUUCGCGACGCUCGAUACUACCAUUUCAAGGGUCUCGAACAGAAGCUCAUUCCCCACUCCAUCAGCUUCAACUCGCUACGACAGCGCAAUGAAAUUGUUUUGCGGCUAGAGAAUGUGCAGAAAAGUGGAAUCCACGUAGUUCACGACCGAGCUGAAGCGGUACUCGAAGAUGACAACCUGGUUGACUUUGACGAGACGUUGGCGGGUUGGGUCAACUACUCGCGGCCGUAUGUAGACGACGCUCCCGCGGAGCUUGUCCUUGAAAUUGGCGGCGAAGCAACUCAUAUUCACUUUACAACCGACGGACCACGGGCUGAAUUUUUUGGCGAAACACGCACCAGAGUGACCAAGCUCUUCGAAGUUAUUGCGACCAAGCUUGGCCUGCCGCCGACCACGCAGCCUCUAGGCUUGCUCAUGGCAUCAGGCGGAGCCCAAUCCUUGCCAGCGACGCCAGGAAAUACGCCAUUGAGCGAGGACCUCGUCAUGAUCAAGUUUGGACCUGAAGCUGCUGUGACGUUGGAUGGGCAAGACUAUGCAUACCCGCAGCCACAAUCGAUGGAGAACGCAGACUCUGCGAACACGAACUCGCGCAAACGCCGGCGCACAGAGUCAAUGACUGCAAGCGGGCCGCCUGAAGGGGAUAAAUGGACUAUUCAUCGAGGGCAAUGGAGGCUGCGAAUUCAGGGCAGCUUGCAAGGAAAAAGCAAUCUCGAGUGCGUCAUGGAAGUAGUCUGCCUAGAUGCUUUGAGCUCCGAGCUGGGGCGGAACAAGAAGAGGGGCUUUUUGAAGAAUUAG
Messenger RNA from Beauveria bassiana ARSEF 2860, 1470 nucleotides. Its product is annotated as BTB/POZ domain-containing protein. Lineage: Eukaryota; Fungi; Ascomycota; Sordariomycetes; Hypocreales; Cordycipitaceae. Bases 1 to 1470 code for a protein of 489 amino acids. The record is from RefSeq and is a predicted model, not a curated record. Gene Ontology annotation, biological process: protein homooligomerization. The transcript is spliced from 3 exons.